AUGACUAUUGAUAAAAAAGUUAAUUCUGUUGCUGGCUCUGAUGCUUCCUUUUCCGAAAAUCAGUCUCAAAAUAGUCCACUGACGCCUACAACAAACCAACCCCAAACUAUUGAUUUGGACAAACAAGAAGGCGACAAUGUUCAAUACAAAAAGAAAAGGAAAGUUAGAGAAGAAGAUGAUUCUAAAGUUGGUGAUUCUAAUGCUGGAGAUUCAGGUAAACAAAAAUCUAGUAUGCCUAAAUCUUGGGUUUGGGAUCAGUUUACAAGAGAUGAAUCGGGUACUCGGGCUAAAUGUAAUUGGUGUACAAAAUCUUAUGCGGAUGAUUCACAUAAGAAUGGAACCUCAAAUUUAAAUAAUCAUUUGAUGCAUCAAUGUAAAAUAUUCCCAAACAUGUUCUUGAUCCUAGUGAAACCACUCUUAGCCUUCAAGAAGGCUCUAAAGGAAAUAGUAAUGCACUUGUUGGUAUCCACUUCGAUGUUGAAUUGUGUAGACGAGCUUUAG
Messenger RNA from Vicia faba (fava bean), 501 nucleotides. The record is from the annotation of a GenBank genome assembly. Lineage: Eukaryota; Viridiplantae; Streptophyta; Magnoliopsida; Fabales; Fabaceae.